Messenger RNA from Rotaria socialis, 1056 nucleotides. NCBI's taxonomy places the organism in Eukaryota, Metazoa, Rotifera, Eurotatoria, Philodinida, Philodinidae. The record is from the annotation of a GenBank genome assembly.
AUGAGUGAUCUACUUAAACGUGUUGCCAUUGUUGGCAGUGGUAACUGGGGUUCAACAAUAGCUAAAAUAGUCGGAACUAAUAUACUUAAAUUUAAUACAUUUGAAAAUGAAAUUCGCAUGUAUGUCUAUGAAGAAUUAGUAGAUGGUCGAAAACUUACAGAAAUUAUUAAUCAAGAACAUGAAAAUAUCAAAUAUUUACCUGGCCAUAAAUUUUCACAUAAUGUUGUAGCUUAUGCAGACGCUGUCGAAACUGUAAAAGAUGCUGAUAUAUUACUGUUCGUUUUGCCGCAUCAAUUCGUUGAAAUAAUAUGUAAUGCAAUUAAAUCACAUGUAAAGAAAACGGCUUUUAUUGUAUCUUUCUCAAAGGGUUUUUAUGUGAGUCAAGACAAACGCGUUGAUCUUCUUUCGACUGUCGUUAGUAGUUUACUUGAAGUUCCUUGCUAUGUAUUGAUGGGAGCUAAUAUUGCUAAUGAAGUUGCUGCUGGGACAUUUUGUGAAGCAACAGUUGGCUCACGAAAUUAUGAACAUGGACAAAUAGUCAAAGGUUUACUGCAAACAGAUGAAUUUCGUAUUGUGAUUAAGCCCGACGCAGAAGUUAUUGAAGUUCUUGGCGCUCUUAAAAAUAUUGUUGCAGUAGCUGCAGGAUUCUCCGAUGGAUUAGGAUAUGGUGACAAUACAAAAGCUGCUGUUAUUCGUCUUGGAUUAAAAGAAAUGGUUAAAUUUUGUGAAGAAUUUUUUCCCGGACAUCAUCCACAUAUAUUUUUGGAAUCGUGUGGUGUUGCUGAUCUUGUCACAACAUGUUAUGGUGGUCGUAAUCGUAAAGUAGCUGCAGCAUUCGUUAAAACAGGAAAAAAUAUAAAAACGCUCGAAGAAGAAAUGCUCAAUGGACAAAAAUUACAAGGACCUGAUGCAGCAGCUGAAGUUCAAGAAUGGCUCAAACAAAAAGGAAAAGCAAACAUAUUUCCAUUAUUUAUGGCUGUACAUGAAAUUUGUGAGCGACGUCUUGAACCAAAAGCUUUGAUCGAUGCUCUUCGUUAUCAUCCAGAAUUUUGGUAA